Messenger RNA from Dichotomopilus funicola, 954 nucleotides. Its product is annotated as RTA1 like protein. Gene Ontology annotation, cellular component: plasma membrane; fungal-type vacuole. Bases 1 to 954 code for a protein of 317 amino acids. NCBI's taxonomy places the organism in Eukaryota, Fungi, Ascomycota, Sordariomycetes, Sordariales, Chaetomiaceae. The transcript is spliced from 2 exons. The record is from RefSeq and is a predicted model, not a curated record.
AUGAGAGACUUCCAGGACUGUACUGAGGUUUCAAUCUACUGUCCCGUUCAGGCCACCACCCUAGGGUACUACCCCAAUGAAGGUGUCAACAUUUUUGUAGCCCUUGGCUACGGGAUAGCCGCCAUUGUCACUAUUGUCCUAGGCCUAUGGAAGCGGACAUGGGGCUACUCGAUCGCUGUUGCGGCCGGGAGCAUUCUUGAGUGUGUUGGCUACAUUGGCCGUGCCCUGCUCUCCAAAAACCCCUGGGACAGCGGCGCCUUCAAGAUGCAAAUCGUCGCCAUCAUCCUCGGCCCCACCCUCGUCUGCAUCGGUCUCUAUCUGACCCUCAAGCACGCCGUGACCGCUCUCAACCCAUCCCUCAGCCGUGUCCCGCCCCGCGUCUACCCCUUGUUCUUUGUCCCGGCCGACGUCUCCUGCCUCGUCAUCCAGGCCAUCGGCGGUGGCAUUGCCGCCUCGGCAGGUCGCGACAAGUACAACCUCCUCCAGGACGGCAACCGGACGAUCAUGGCGGGUAUCGUGCUGCAGGUGAUCGUGCUCGGCGCGUUUGGGGCGAUGUGUGGGGAUUAUCUGUUCCGGGUUGGACGGUACUUCAAAAGCGGUGCUGUUGCGGCCGAGCACCAGAGUGGUGCGGCGUUGUGGGCGAGCAAGAACUUCCGCAUCUUCCUGUGGGCGAUCGGCGUCGCGUAUGCUGGGCUGCUGAUCCGUUGUAUCUACCGUAUUGCCGAGAUGGCUGGCGGUUGGGGCAACUACAUCAUGCAGGACGAGCCGUCGUUUGUGGUGCUCGAGUCCUUUAUGGUGCUGAUUUCUUGUCUAUUGCUGGCUGGGUUCGCGCCGGGGAUUUUCUUCCCGCAGAUGUCGCACAAGUCUAGGCCGGUGGACGAAGAGAAGCGUGCGCCGCAGACGGAGAGUGAUUCUGCGGGCGAAGGGGGCGUCGUUGAGAUGGCGCGUGUUUAA